CACCAUCCCAGCGCUGCGCCUCCCGCCGGGCCGGGGCCGUGUUACUCGCUCAGGCUCCGCUGUCUGCUUCCUCUGCAGCUGGGCGAGCCAUGGCUGUGUCUAGCCUGACGCAGGCCUUCGGGGCCCUGCUGCUGACCUCGGGCCCUCGUCUUUCCCAGGUAGCCUUGCAACCCAAGCAUCCCUGUCUUGGGGGGCAGCUCCUCUCUGCAUGCCAUGGGUUCAGCACCUGUGCUGUCCUCUCCACCAACAACCCCUUGUGGAAAUGCAGGAUCAAGUACACCACCAGGCCCAUUGGCAUGAAAAAGACCGGAGGCCGUGAUCACACAGGUCGUAUCCAGGUGCAUGGGAUUGGUGGGGGACACAAACAGCGCUACCGCAUGAUUGAUUUUAAACGGUUGCGCCCCGAGGAUGGGGCUGAGCCAGGCCCCUUUGCAGAGAAGGUGAUCGCUGUCCGGUAUGAUCCCUGCAGGUCAGCUGAUAUCGCCCUGGUGGCUGGGGGCAACCGUAAACGCUGGAUCAUUGCAACAGAGAACAUGCAGCCUGGUGACAUCAUCCAAAACUCAGGACACAUAGGCAGGAUGGCAGUCUCCGCCAAAGAGGGGGAUGCAUAUCCAUUAGGAGCUCUGCCUGUGGGGACCCUAAUCAGCUGUCUGGAGAGUCACCCUGAGAAGGGAGCACAGUACAUCCGAGCAGCAGGAACCUGUGGGGUGUUACUGAGGAAGGUGAAUGGAACUGCCAUUGUACAGCUGCCUUCCAAGAGACACAUGCAGGUGCUGGAGACCUGUAUCGCCACUGUGGGCCGAGUUUCCAACGUUGAUCACCACAAGCGGGUUAUUGGAAAAGCUGGCCGGAGCCGCUGGCUGGGGAGGCGUCCGCAUACUGGUCUUCGGCACCGAAAGGGUGGCUGGGCUGGACGCAAGAUCAAACCACUUCCACCCAUGAAGAGCUAUGCCAACCUUCCCACAGCAGCAGCACGUGAUUGAUGCUCAUGCCUCAGUUGACCCUUAAUAAAAACUGAUCUGUUGGCUAUUGCUAAUCCUA
Messenger RNA from Alligator sinensis (Chinese alligator), 1041 nucleotides. RefSeq names its product mitochondrial ribosomal protein L2 (gene MRPL2). Gene Ontology annotation, biological process: cytoplasmic translation. Gene Ontology annotation, cellular component: ribosome. The record is from RefSeq and is a predicted model, not a curated record. Bases 90 to 983 code for a protein of 297 amino acids. Gene Ontology annotation, molecular function: structural constituent of ribosome; RNA binding. NCBI's taxonomy places the organism in Eukaryota, Metazoa, Chordata, Crocodylia, Alligatoridae. The transcript has 7 exons.